UAGUUUUGGUGAUUUUGAACUGCUCAAAUACAUUAGCGAAGGGAGAAAGAAACCCAUUUUAUUUAUUUAUUAACUCCUCUGUAGGAGUUAUGUAUAUAUAUAAUAGAUUCUAUCUUCGACUUUUCUGAACCCCAUUGAUUCGGUUUGGUUUGUGUACAUACGGAGUCCUAAUAUUCAACACAAAUCUAUUGACCAGUCGCCCCCAUCUAGACAUGCGCUAGUUUUCUUAGGACAAGUUCUCCGUUGCAAUAUGGAGUAUCACUUUCCUUGAGAAAUUUCUCACCAAUUUCACUCGUCUCUAUCUACAUUCCCCUUACAAACCUCCUCCUCUUCCCCAUUUGGAACUUCCCCCAUUCUCUCUCUGGAUUAUCUCUCUCUCUCUCUCUCUCUCUCUCUCUCUAGAUUUGCUUAUCUGGGACCACGUUACCCACAAGUUUAACUCAGUUUUGGCCGAAUCUCAGGCACACACUGAAUUCUCCAUAUAGAUUUCAUUGUACCAGCAGCUAUCUUUAUUGCUGAUUCUGUAACGUAACAAAUUCCAGUCAUUAAGUCCUGCACCUUUUUCCCAUUGAACAAUGUUUACUCACAAGAAAUCUCCGUUGAGCAAGAAUGCCAAACAAAAUUCAGUUGACCCCGGUUUCCCUGGGUAUUCGAGUCCAAACCCUUUUGAUUCUGACGAUGAAUCAGGCACGAAGAAAAGUCUUAAUCCCGCACAAAGAUCAAAUUCUGAGCCUACAUUAGUUAACUCACAUCUUGGUACACAUUCUUCUGAUAAUGAUGAGAGGAACCGAAACUCUUCUUCUUCAUACUCCCUUACUUAUUCGUCAAGAAAUAGAUACAAGAACGAUUUCCGUGAUGCUGGAGGAUUAGAGAACCAGAAUGUGCAAGAAUUGGAGAAUUAUGCUGUGUACAAGGCCGAAGAGACAACAACAACUGUCAAAAGCUGCUUGAAGAUAGCAGAGGACAUGAGAGAGGAUGCUACCAGAACUUUGGCCAAUUUGCAUCAACAGGGUGAGCAAAUCACCAGGUCCCACAUGGUUGCCGCAGACCUUGAUCACGAUCUUAGUAGGGGCGAGAAGCUUUUGGGAAGUCUUGGGGGCAUCUUCUCCAAGACUUGGAAGCCAACGAGGACUCGUCAUAUAAAAGGGCCUGUUAUGACAAGAGAUGAACCUGCUCAAAGAAGGGGUGACCAAUUGGAACAGCGCGAGAAAUUGGGAUUGACUACUGCACCCAAAGGACGGUCCAACACACGAACACCACCCCCUGAACCCGCCACUGCAUUGCAGAAAGUUGAGGUAGAGAAGGCAAAACAAGAUGAUGGACUUUCGGACUUAAGUAAUCUAUUGGAGGAACUCAAGUAUAUGGCUGUUGACAUGGGGUCCGAAAUUGAUAGGCAAUCCCCGGCUUUGGAUCGUAUGAUGGGUGAUGUGGACGAACUGAAUUCCAGAGUGAAAGGUGCCAAUCAACGCGGACGCCGUUUACUUGGGAAGUAGAAGAGUGCGGGCUUCUCAUUGACAGUGCCUCUUUGUACUACUCAUUUCUGCUUAAUAUGUAGUAGGCUCCCAACAUAUUUGGUGUUAGAUUCCCUCCUCUCGCUUCAUUUUGUUACUAUCAUAUCGAUACUCGGAUCUUGUACCUGCUUUCAUAUAUAAACAGUUAUUUAUUUA
Molecule: messenger RNA, 1667 nt
Organism: Rhododendron vialii
Lineage: Eukaryota; Viridiplantae; Streptophyta; Magnoliopsida; Ericales; Ericaceae
Product: SNAP25 homologous protein SNAP33-like
Exons: 6
Coding region: 576-1493 (305 amino acids)
Cellular component (GO): plasma membrane; SNARE complex
Molecular function (GO): SNAP receptor activity
Source: RefSeq, a predicted model, not a curated record